AUUUCAGCAUUCUGAAGAACAGUCCUCCGAAUGGAUCAUUUGCCCAUGACCCAUCAGGAUCCUCCCUGUUAAACUCAGAACCCAGGUUUGUCAAAGGAACAACUGUGCUAAUGGAAUAUGAAAUAAUGAAGCAACCUUGCAGGAAUGAGAAUACAGUCACGUCCAUGGAAGAAACAGAGCCUCCACCCCUCCCUCCUAAACUGCGGAAUCUCGACAACGUGCAUGUCCAAUUACAAAGGAAUUUUACACUAAAAGAUUUCAGGCUCGACCUCGAGCCCAUCAACUUGCUGGAGGAGAUUUGUACAGGACAGGAAUGGGCAAAAUUCCUUCCUGUAAAAGAUUCCUCACCCCAAACAGAUGCCAAAGACUACUCACAGACAGAGGAUUCCAAUCAUUCGAACGAUGAUAUCGGAUCUCGGAAUGCAGUCAUGAAGCCGGACCUAUCAGCAGACAAAGAGCAGUCAGAGAUCAGUUCUAAUCCAGCCAGUAUUACUGACAGUCAGGUGGACAGGGUAGUCCAGGUCAGACGAGGAACAUCAGAUUCACCGUUUUCUGCUCUUCCCGAAACACCAAUAAGAAAUGUUACAGGAACACAAAGGACAUCUAAUGUGCCAGAAUCUGAGCAAUUUAAAGGCGGUGAAAAUGAUCUCAUGGUAAUAAACACGUAUGAUGAAAAUGAUCUGACAAAUGUCAAGGACAUGCCACUUGAUUUGUCUGUUGUCAAGUCAUCUGGAUUACUAGACAAUUCUGCACUGAAGAGUCGAAUCCAACUGAGCAAAAAAAGAAAACAUCGACCACCACGAAAGAGUAAAAAAGGAAAUUUCAUUAAGGGCUUUUUUCGCCAACGCAGUGCCUCUACAGAGUCCUCUGAUUCCCCUACUUCUUCAUAUGCUUCUGUUUUUGCCUCCUCCAAAUUUUAUGCUUUACCAUGUUCAGAAUCCAAUAACUCCCAGACACACGAAGAUUCCCAUACAGCUGUACUUGGUAAUGAGAAGGCACAAGUAAGAAAUGCUGCAGUACUUCAAAGGAUAUCAGAAAUGCCAGAAUCCUAUGGCAAUGAUUAUGACAAUGCAGAAGUGUUUGAUCAGCUAUCAAACAAGGCAGAGUUGAUGGAUUUGCCUGUUGAUUUCUCUGUUGUCAAGUCAUCAGGAGUGCUAGACAAUUCUGCUCUGAAGAAUCGAAUCCAGUUGAGCAAAAAAAGAAAACAUCGACCUCCAGGAAAAAGAAAAAGUAAAAAUGCCAAAACGAAGUUCUCCACUAUAAACAUUAUUCGCCCACGCAGUGCCUCAGAGUCCAUUCAGUCUCGCCCUUCUUUACAUGCUUCUGUCUUUACCGCCUCUGAAUUUAAUCAUUUACCAAGGUCCAAUGAUGCCAAAGAUUCCCAAACACCUGUUCCUGGUAAUAAGCAAAAGGCAAAAUUCUUUAAACCAAAGCUAUGGAAGAUGAAGACCUAAUUCAUUUCUGGAGAAUGUAAAGGAACAAAGGUCAAGCAGGUCCCCAGUAUACAUGUGACCUGAAAAGGAACUGAAACCUACAGCCAUAUCAUAUAUAAAUACUGUAUAUAUGUUUUUGUUUUGUUUUUUUGUUUUUUUUGUUUUUAAUUAUAAAUAAGUUGCUUAUUUAUAAGCAGAAUUACUUGUGAAAUUAAAAAAAGUGAAAUACUUUGGCUAAAAUGAAAUGUAGAGUUGUUCAGCUAAGACAUGUCUGGCGUAUGAAGUUUUCUUCUUUAAUUUUGUGCAAGAGAAAUUAGGCUAAUUAGGCUUGUUAGCUAACAAGUAAGUUAAGCUUACAGUAUAGCUGCAUGUAUAAAUCAUUACACACAUGCCUUAAAAGAUAUUAUUUGCAUCAGUCAAAAAGUCAUUUGAACAUGAACAAUUUUUAAAAAUCACAGAAUAAGUCAAACAAAUCUAUACAUAAAUCAAAUUGGAGGCAUUUUCUUUAUCAGAAUCACUACUAAUAUUUAAUUCUCCCUUCAAACUCCUACAGUACAUGACACUGAUGUUUGUUCAAAGUGACACCACCUCCAAGAGACAUUUUUUUUUUGCCUUAAGUUAAUUUCAAUUUUAUUUGUAUAGCACUUUUAAUGAGAGACACUGUCAAAAAGCAGCUUUACAAAAAUCCAGAUGUACAUAUUUACAUCCCUAAUGAUCAAAACAGAGGCUACAGCGACAAGGUAAAAUUCCUGUGACUUCAUGAAGAAAUAACCUAAAAAGGAACCAGUCUGAAAAAAAAAAAUCUCUUUUGGGUGACAUUGGAUAGUGAGAUUUGUAAUGAAAAAAUGUUAUGUACACUUCUCCAUUUUUUAUAAAUAACAGUGUUUCAAACGGGGUCAGAAACCAUACAGAGAUACGGAACCGGAGCUGGUUUGAAGAAAGUGUGUAAUUAUGUGCGAUAUGACUUGGAGAUCCACUACGUUUGAGGUAAAGAAGAGAUAGUGUAAACGUUUUUUUUUUGUUCAAAUGCAAUAAAUGAUCAAGAUAUGCUUCAUAGUAUCAAAUUACUGUAAUAGUAUGUACAGUAAACAUGUACAGUAUAUAAUAUAUUACCCAACAAACAAAGGGGAUUCAUUAUAUAAAGACAAUCAGCACUAUAUUGUUGUAUACCUGAGCAUUCUUGAUCUUAUUUCAUAUAAUUUCAAUGCAUGACUGGAAAAGGACACCUUUUUGCUAACACUCUUCAUUGGAUUUGUUCAAAAGAUUGAAAACAACAACAACAACAGCAACAACAACAACAACAAUAAAAAAUUUACUGGACAUGUACCCAGACUUUCCUGGUGGUCUAGUGGCUAAGGAUCCUGGGCUCUCAGUGUCACGGCUUGGGUUUGAUUCCCAGGCAGGGAACCCCAGCUGCACUCAUGAUUCGUUCAAGUCAUGCCAGACAGAUCAUAUUAAUGAGAGGAAUGCCACCACAAAGUCAUAAUUACAAGUGGGAAACUUGAGGAUUUUCUUUGAGCUCAGAGUUUCAGAGUUGGGGGCGUGUCAGUAAGAAAACAUUGGUCGAAUCAGUGGAUGCAACGUCUGUGGUUGACAGUAAAUUUGUUGAAAUUGAAUGUUUACUCAUCCCAGAAGCUGAUUUCAGUUAUUAUGUAUUUGGUAUAUGCAGCAAGUUAUUUUCAGGCUUUUUUAUUGAGAAUAAAACAAGCUAAAUGCCUGCACAAAAUACGAUAGCAUUGUACAAUUAUGAUAUAAUAGGCUAUGUAAUGAUAAAGUUUACAGUGGCUUCAUAAAUUGGUUCAAAACAUGAAAAAGC
This is a messenger RNA of Ictalurus furcatus (blue catfish), 3249 nucleotides long. RefSeq lists its product as uncharacterized. Bases 111 to 1454 code for a protein of 447 amino acids. NCBI's taxonomy places the organism in Eukaryota, Metazoa, Chordata, Actinopteri, Siluriformes, Ictaluridae. The record is from RefSeq and is a predicted model, not a curated record. The transcript is spliced from 9 exons.